This is a messenger RNA of Chrysemys picta bellii (western painted turtle), 4888 nucleotides long. The record is from RefSeq and is a predicted model, not a curated record. Lineage: Eukaryota; Metazoa; Chordata; Testudines; Emydidae.
CAGCCAGGAGGGAGGAGGGACAGAAGCUUUCAACCCCACCCAAGAGCCAGCAGUCUUUUUGAAGAUCCAAGGGAACUGGUACAAAGGAUUCUGGGAUGUGGGAUGGCCCCUUACCCCUCAGGGCAGAAUGCAGCUCCAGCCACAUUGGUGUACCCCCAAACUCCUCAAACAAUGAACACACAGCCUCAGACCCGCUCGCCGCCCAGCAGAACAGUGCCAAUACAUUGCACAGACAACUGGAAGAGGAGGAAGGUUUUGGAACAGAAUCCGGUUUACAGGUCCCUGGCUGGAAGAGGCUGGAUAAAAUACUGCAUUAGCCGAUUAAAAGUUAGAAUUUUCCAUGGAACAGUGAUAAGACAGUUUGCAGCGGGGCCUCGACCUGCCCAUCACCAGGGAGGAUUCAGACCCAUCCAGUUUUUUCAGCGGCCUCAACUACAGCCUUCUAGAGCUGCCAUCCAGAACAGCAGCCCUUCUAUCCGUCCUGGUGCGCAAACACCAACUGCAGUCUAUCAAACCAACCAACACAUCAUGAUGGUUAACCAUCUGCCAAUGCCGUAUCCAAUGCCCCAGGGCCCCCAGUACUGUAUACCACAGUAUCGUCAUAGUGGCCCUCCUUAUGUUGGGCCUCCACAGCAGUAUCCUGUUCAGCCACCAGGGCCAGGCCCAUUUUAUCCAGGCCCGGGUCCUGGAGAAUUCCCCAAUGCCUACGGAACACCAUUCUACCCAAGUCAGCCAGUGUAUCAGUCAGCACCCAUCAUAGUGCCUACACAGCAGCAGCAGCAGCAGCCUCCACCAGCUAAAAGAGAGAAAAAAACAAUCCGAAUCCGGGAUCCAAACCAGGGCGGCAAAGAUAUAACGGAAGAAAUAAUGUCUGGAGGAGGCAGCAGGAACCCUACGCCUCCCACUGUGAGACCCACCCCCACGCCUACCCCUCCUCAGCAGCUGUCCAGCCAGGUCCCAGAGCACAGCCCUGUGGUUUAUGGGACUGUGGAGAACACUCAUCUCGCUGCCAGCACCUCUGUCACUGCAACUAGCGACCCGAAGCAAGAAGAGAAGCCAAAACCAGAUCCAGUAUUAAAAUCUCCUUCCCCAGUCCUCAGACCAGAGCCUAGUGGGGAGAAAAAAGAUCAAGCUGGCCAGACAUCUGAGGCUGCCUCAGUGGAAUCACCACCAGAACUUCCUCUUGCUGCAUCGCCAGUCCCUCUUGCUCCUAUUGCAGUUGUUGCUGCUGCUGUUGCUGUUUCUAGUAAAUCUGCAUUCAGAGCUGACUCAGAGGAGAGAUGUGAACUAACUUCCCCAAAAGAGGAAACAAUACCUAUAUCCAAUGCCACACCCUGCACAGAAGAAUCAGACCUUUCACCAACAGAAGAGGCUGAUGCUGACACAUGCAAGGAGCCUAGUACGGUAGCAACUAGUUAUAUUCCAGUGACUGCUAGUACUAAUCGAAUUAAUGAAAUUAAUGGAGUUAAUGAAAAAGUAACUGCUGCAGAUGGCAUAGCAGAAAUAGUUCAACAGGAAGUUGCACCAUUGACUGUUGAAUUGGAGAUUUUGGAAGGCUUUCCUGCAGAAGUGGAAAGUGUACCAUCUUCCAUUGCUCUUUCCACCUCUCCCUCUCCUCCUCUAACUCCUCCUAUUCCUGUUUCUGCUGCUGUUACCACUACAACACCUCCUUCCUCUCCUCCUCCUCCUCCAAUUUCCCUCCCUGCUGUUCAGGGAGAUUUACAUGGAGAGGAGAGCAGAAGAACUACCCUUAACAAAGUUGUAAAAGAUACUCAGAACAAAGAAGAGGUGGAAGCAGAUGGGCAACCAGAGGAGAAUUCAGAGUCUGAGAAUUUAAACUCCAGGAAGAACCCUGUAGCAGCCCAAACAGCUGUAGCUGCACCAAAGAUGUGGAAGAAACCAAAAGAUCGGACCCAAGCCGCUGAGGAGGUGUUAGAGGCGGAAACAGAGCGUAAAGCAGAAGAGGAACUUUCAGGUGACAAAGUACCUGAAUCUGAACAGGAUAAAAUGAGCCAUGGGUUCCACCUGGAAAGAGAUACUUCUGAACUUAAAAAAGCAAAAGUUGUGGAAGAAAAUGGAGAGCAGGAAGCAGAGCCUCUACGUAACGGUGCUGAGUGUGUUUCAGAGAGGGAAGAACCUGAUGCUAAUUCAGGCUCCACAGAGAGCUCUGGUGAAGGGCUAGUAUACCAGUAUAAACCAGAACAGUGGAAGCCCAUGAAUCCUGAAGGGAAGAAGCAAUACGAUAGGGAGUUCCUGCUGGAUUUCCAGUUCAUGCCUGCCUGUAUACAGAAACCGGAAGGGCUGCCUCCUAUUAGUGAUGUGGUCCUCGACAAGAUUAAUCAGCCAAAAUUGCCAAUUCGAACUCUGGACCCUCGGAUAUUGCCUCGAGGACCAGACUUCACACCAGCCUUUGCCGAUUUCGGGAGGCAAACCUCCGGGGGAAGGGGUGUAGCUGCCUGCAAAGUGCAGAACAACCCCGGAUUACCUUCUGUGGCUCGGUGUGGCACCCCAGCAUGCCCUCUCUUGGUCUCAUCUCACCCACCAUUGAGGAACCUGCCAAUAGGGGCAGUCUCUUCAGUGGUGGGUGGGACAUCACCAGUAGAGGGCAUGCUGGGACGUUGGCCUGAGCAGGAUCCGCAAGGGGUCUGCACUUUGCAGACCUGUGGAAAGGGGGAGACAAGCUACUCUGAAACCAGUUUUAAGGAGGUUUUGAUUGACUUUGUUGGUUUUGUAGGUGUCCAGAGGGUAGAUGAAGGUGGAUGGAACACUGUUCAGGGGACAAAGAAUAGUCGUGUGCUUGAUCCCACCAAAUUCCUUAAAAUCACCAAGUCCACAAUAGAUGAGAAGAUUCAGCUUGUGCCUAAAGCCCAGUUGGGCAGCUGGGGGAAGGGCAGCAGUGGUGGAGCAAAGGCCAGUGAGAUUGAGUCCUUACGACCAAGUGCCACUAGUUUGAACAGAUUUUCUGCACUGCAGCUCCCAGUGUCGUCUGUGUCUUCUUCUGUAUCUUCAGAGUUAGACUCUCGCAGGGCCUUAACUAGUCGUGGGAGCACAGGCAGAGAGAAGAAUGACAAACCACUGCCAUCUUCAGUCACCCGUCCAAACACCUUCCUGCGGGGUAGCAGCAAUAAAGAGCUGCUGCUAGACAAUCAGGCACAAGAAGAACAACGGCGAGAGAUGCUAGAGACAGUGAAACAGCUAACAGGUGGCAUGGAUAUGGAGAGAAACAUCACAGAGACAGACAGGAACAAAGCCAAGGAAAUAGCCAAGCCAGAAACUCCCACAGCUCCAGUACAAGACAAAUCUUCACUGUCAGAAGAGGAAAUGGAGAGAAAGUGCAAAUCCAUCAUUGAUGAGUUCUUGCACAUAAAUGAUUAUAAGGAAGCAAUGCAAUGUAUGGAGGAAUUGCAUGCACAGAGUCUGCUGCCCAUUUUUGUGCGAGUCGGAGUGGAGUCUACUCUCGAGAGGAGUCAGAUCACCAGGGAUCACAUGGGCCAGUUACUAUAUCAGUUGGUGCAGUCAGAAAAGCUAAGCAAACAGGACUUCUUCAAGGGGUUUUCAGACACCUUGGAGCUGGCAGAUGAUAUGGCCAUUGAUAUACCACAUAUUUGGUUGUAUCUAGCUGAAUUGGUGACCCCCAUGUUAAAAGAAGGCGGAAUCUCUAUGAGAGAACUUAUAAUAGAAUUUAGCAAACCUUUACUUCCUGUGGGAAGAGCUGGGGUCUUGCUUUCUGAAAUAUUGCACCUUCUAUGCAAACAAAUGAGCCAUAAGAAAGUAGGAGCCUUAUGGAGGGAGGCUGGCCUCAGUUGGAAGGACUACUUACCUGAAGGGGAGGAUGUACAUACCUUUCUCAUAGAGCACAAGUUGGACUUCACAGUGUCUGACUGUUCCAGUUCCUCAGAAGCACUUUCAGAGGAAGAACUCUCUGCUGACGAACUGAACAAACAGCUAGAAAAACUCAUUAUUGAGGACAAGGCGAAUGAUGAACAAAUCUUUGAUUGGGUAGAGGCUAAUCUAGAUGAAGGCCAAAUGAGUUCACCUACAUUCCUUAGAGCUUUAAUGACAGCAGUUUGUAAAGCAGCCAUUAUAGCGGAUUCGUCUAGUUUCCGUGUGGACACUGCUGUUAUCAAGCAGAGAGUGCCGAUCUUACUCAAGUACCUAGACUCAGAUACAGAGAAGGAACUACAAGCACUUUAUGCACUACAAGCAUCAAUAGUAAAACUUGAUCAGCCUCCUAAUCUGUUGCGGAUGUUUUUUGAUUGCCUGUAUGACGAGGAGGUGAUAUCAGAGGAUGCCUUCUACAAAUGGGAAAGCAGCAAGGACCCAGGAGAGCAGAAUGGGAAAGGAGUAGCACUGAAAUCAGUCACAGCGUUCUUCACAUGGCUACGAGAGGCUGAAGAGGAAUCAGAGGAUAAUUAAAACUUAAAAUACAGAAAACAAAACAAAAAAAAGAAACAAUUUAAGUAUUUUUUUAAAAAGUUUCACGUCUUCGCCAAUCACAGUGCAGCAAGGCCAAUUCUCGCGCAUAACCCCCUCCUUCCCCCACAUAUGCACGAGUGGGAGAGGAAAAAAAAUAGAUAAACAUAAAGGUGAUCAUGGAGGAAAAAGGUACUUGGGGAAAAAAAGUAAACUUCAAACCUGAGGGCGGGAGCACUAAACCAAAAUACAUGUAUUAUUUAUAGAAAAUAUUUUCUGUUUUAAUCAUUUUUUCUUUUCUUUUUAAACAAGGACUCAUACUUUAAAAAACAGAUCUGUUUAGCAAAAAAAAAGUUGAAAACUUUAAUUUAUUAUUUUAAGGACUGCAAAUGCCAGUGUAAUUUUUACAUUUGCAGUUUCUGUAAACAAAUUGUAUGAUAGAAAAAAGCAGAGAAAUAAAUUACCCUCCCUUUCA